GAGAUCUACCUCCGCCGCUCCCCUUGAGAGACCGAUGGCGAUGACGAUACUCAGAGAUCUUCCAAAGGAUUUGGUGGAGGAUGAGAUACUCUGCCACGUUCCGGCUAAGUAUCUGAAGCGACUGGGAUCUAUUUGCAAACAGUGGAACCGUUUAAUUAACGGUGGUGAUGGGAGGUUCGCAAGAAAGCACACUGACAAAGCCGCGAAGCAGUUUCUGGUGCUCACGAAGACCAGAGCAGACAGGAUUUGUCCGACAGUCUUCGACCUCGAGGGACCAGUUCCAUCUGUAGAGGUAAAAAGUGAGCUUAGCCUAGUCGAUUCGCAUUCUUCUCCAUUCGACAUAUAUCGAGUCUUUCACUGUGACGGAUUGCUAUUGUGCACCUCCUGGGACAGAUCUAGAUUCGUGGUUUGGAACCCGUUUACUGGUGAAACCAGGUGGUUCAGACCCAGCACUCCUAGCCAUAAAGGCUACCGCAGCUUUUUUCUCGGAUACGACAACAAAAAGAGCUACAAAGUCUUGAGCUAUAUUAUUGGUAGAAACAACAUUUUUGAAAUCUACGAGUUCAGCUCUGACUCAUGGAGGACGCUUGAUGAGGAUGAUGUCAUCCCUCCAGGCUGGACCGAUGAUCUCACUUUUCUCAAAGCUUCUUUGAAAGGAAGCACUUACUGGUUCGCUACAGAUAGAACAAAAGCGCAAUGCAAUGCAUCCUUGCUCAAGUUUGAUUAUUCAACAGAGAAAGCUGUACCGGUGCCGUUUCCCUAUCAGUGUGGCAACUUGGUAGUUGCAGGUCUUUCCGUUGUGAAAGAAGAGAAACUUUCCGUGUUAUUUCAGCGGAAUGUUACAUGCAAGACUGAGAUUUGGGUGUCAAAUAAGAUUGAUGAGACCAACCAUGUGGUGUCGUGGACAAAGGUCUUAGCUUUGGAUUUGAGCCAUGCAGAUCUUCAAAUUGAUCACGACACAAAUUUCUUGUUCGACGAGGACAAGAAAGUCGUCAUGAUUUGUGAGAAUUGGCUUGACUUGGAAGACGAGACCGAGACCAAGAACAAAGACGUGAUAUCCAUUGUUGGGGAGGAUAACAAAGUCACACAAGUGGAUUUUGGACUUGAAAUAACAGAGGGACGUCAUGUGGCUAUUCUUAAUUAUGUUCCAAGUUUGGUUCAAAUCGAGCCAGCCGGAGGCAAAAGGAAAAGAGGUGGCCUUUAGUUUUAAGUUUGUGAUGUGAACCUUGCAGGCACCAAGUAAAACUGCUCCUUGCUAGUUUCUUCGUCUAUUGUUGAGUUUCUUCAACAACUUCUUCGGAUCAAUCCUAACCUUGACCACAACCUUGUGAUUGUUCAUAUCCGUUACAAAAUGUUUCAACACCUACUUGUUGAUCAUUCAAAUUCACAAAACUCUUGGAAACAUAGAUAUAUCGUGACACCAAUCUUAUAAUAAAU
Messenger RNA from Eutrema salsugineum, 1437 nucleotides. RefSeq names its product F-box protein ETP2. The record is from RefSeq and is a predicted model, not a curated record. The transcript has a single exon. Bases 35 to 1204 code for a protein of 389 amino acids. NCBI's taxonomy places the organism in Eukaryota, Viridiplantae, Streptophyta, Magnoliopsida, Brassicales, Brassicaceae. Gene Ontology annotation, molecular function: protein binding.